Molecule: messenger RNA, 3144 nt
Organism: Macrosteles quadrilineatus (aster leafhopper)
Lineage: Eukaryota; Metazoa; Arthropoda; Insecta; Hemiptera; Cicadellidae
Gene: Rev1
Product: DNA repair protein Rev1
Exons: 12
Coding region: 53-3106 (1017 amino acids)
Biological process (GO): error-prone translesion synthesis; error-free translesion synthesis
Cellular component (GO): nucleus
Molecular function (GO): deoxycytidyl transferase activity; damaged DNA binding; DNA-directed DNA polymerase activity
Source: RefSeq, a predicted model, not a curated record
GUUGUUUCUUAAUAUCUCACAUUUUUUAUUUAAAUUCAACUGUAUUGAAAAAAUGGGCAGGAAAAGGAAGCCAAAGGGUGGAGAAGACAAUGGUUUUGCUCAAUGGGGUGGUUACAUGGCAGCAAAGAAGGCAAAAUUGCAAGAACAGUUCAUGAUUGAUGCCUCCAAAGAGCCCUUGAAUGAUAACACCAAAAUAUUCAAUGGUAUAUCAAUAUUUGUCAACGGCUACACAGUUCCGUCAGCUGACGAACUCAAGCUACUGAUGAUGAAACACGGAGGUAUUUACCAUCACUAUUUCCGUUCUGACCGCACUACACAUGUCAUUGCUACCAACCUACCUGAUACAAAGGUGAAACACUUGAAAAACAUGAAUGUUGUCAAACCUGAUUGGAUUGUUGAUUCUAUUGCGGCAGGGAAAGUUCUAGAUUAUUGUCAGUAUCUGUUAUACAGCCAUCAGUCGAAAACCCAACCCAAACUGACCUUCAAGAAUGUAGAUACAUCAAGAGGCAAGACAGGGUUGGAUACCGGUGCUGAAAUUGAUACUAAAGACAAUAGUAGUGAUUUUAAAUCAAGAGGCAAGACAUUUACAGAGUUGAGUACCGGUACUGAAAUUGAUACUAAAGACAAUAGUAGUGAUAGUGAUUAUAACCAUUCUAUGGAACCAACUGAGAAUGUUGAUGAUGACGUGCAACAAAAUUCUCCUUUAGAUAAUAAUAUACCAAAUGAAGCGAAGCCUCGCCUAAUUUCUGAAGUUGAGGCAGUACCAGGUACAUCCAAAACCUCAGCCAUAAAAACAGCAAGUGAGGCUGGGUUCUUAUCAGAAUUUUAUUGCAACUCUCGCCUUCAUCACAUAUCUACAAUGGGUGCCACGUUUAAACAGUAUGUAAAUGAACUCAGAUUAAAGAAUAGUGGAAGUUUGCCUGGUUUGACAAAAUUAAAAUCACUCAAUUGCAGCAAUUCAUAUAAAAAAAGCACUAAAAGAUAUUCGAGUGUCAUAAUGCAUAUAGACAUGGAUUGUUUCUUUGUUUCAGUUGGUUUGCGCAAAAGACCAGACUUAAAAACAUUUCCAGUUGCAGUUACUCAUGCCAAAGGUGAAAAGAGUGGAUUCCAGAGAAAUGGUGUGGAUAGGAAAGCUGAGUUUGAACUUUACAAAACGAGGAAAGAAGAAAAAGCUAAAAAUAUUUCUCACAAAGUUAAUAACGCUGAUGUACAACCAUGGUCUGACUGGGUUGAAUCUAUUGAAGAGUCUGAUUCUAUGUCUGAAAUAGCUUCUUGCAACUAUGAAGCAAGAAAGAUGGGUUUGAAAAAUGGAAUGUUUUUAGGACAAGCUUUAAAGUUGUGUCCCUCCUUAAAGACGAUUCCGUAUGAUUUUGAUGGCUACAAAGAAGUUUCUUAUUGCUUGUAUAAUACUGUUGCAAGUUACACAUUAGACAUUGAAGCAGUAAGUUGUGAUGAGAUGUUUGUGGAUUGCACUUCAUUGCUCAAUGAGACAUGCCUUUCUCCUCUACAGCUGGCCUCGCUUAUCAGAGAAGAGAUCAAGGAAAAGACAGGUUGCCCAUGCUCUGCUGGCUUUGGAGCCAACCGUCUGCAGGCGAGACUAGCCACCAAGAGGGCCAAACCCGACGGACAGUUCUAUCUAGAACCAUUUGAUGUGCAGGCCUUCAUGGACAAUAUCAGUGUGUCUGACUUGCCUGGUGUUGGUCGGUCUACCAGUUACAAACUCUCUUCAAUGGGGAUAAAAAAAUGUUCAGAUCUUCAACAAAUUCCCCUCACUAGGCUACAGGCUGAAUUUGGAGUUAAAUCCGGGGAAUCACUUUAUAAGCAUUGUCGAGGUGAAGACCAUAGAAAAUUAGUGUUUGACCAGAUUAGGAAAUCAGUAUCAGCUGAAGUAAAUUAUGGAAUACGAUUUCAAGAAGCUAAAGAAGCUGAUCAAUUCUUAAGGGAAUUAUCAAAAGAAGUUCAUAAUCGAUUGUUGGAAGUGAACAUGAAAACGAAAUUAAUUACCUUGAAAUUGAUGACCAGAGCAGCUGAUGCUCCAGUAGAGACUGCCAAGUUUCUCGGUCAUGGUGUUUGUGAUCACGUGUCUCGCUCCUCAGCUCUUCUUACGGCCACCGAUGAUUUGGAUGUCAUCACCAGAGAAGUUUUAGCACUAUCUCACCAACUCAAAGCAGACCCAAUAGAACUGAGAGGAAUCGGAAUCCAGUUGUCAAAGCUAGAAAGUACUAAGCUAUCUAAACCAAGUGGAAAUGCUAUAGUUAAAUUCUUACGUCCAAAGAGCGAAAUCAACCAAACAAAAGAAACUAUUACACUUGUGCGAAAUCAAGCGAUCAAAACUUCUAACUCUCAAGAGGCAUCUAGUUCGUUGGCAAUAGACAAGUUCUUUACUGUGAAGAAACAUGCAACAAAUCAGGAUAAAGAUAAACCAAAGACUUCUGAAAGAGUAAGGCCUAUGGAUGUUGAAAAGGAAGUUUUGGAAGCUUUGCCAGAAGAAAUUCGUAAAGAAGUUAUGAUGGAGUACGGAUUAUCAGUUAAUGAUUCACAUUACGAAGAGAUAGAUUCUAAAUCAAGAACUGAAGAAACAAAAACAGUUGUCAAAACUGUAAGUGAAGAUGAAUUUGAAUUUAUCAGUGGAAGAUUUGAUUUAGGGCCUAAUUAUUCACAGAUUGACCUCGAUGUUCUCGCUGAGUUACCAAAGGAAAUAAAAAGAGAAAUUGAAUAUGCAAUACCGAAGAAGUCUAAAAAGACACCUGACCCUCAUAAAGAUAAAUACUUACCUUUCUCUGAAGAUCACACAGAUGAGGUGAAGCUAGACCAGAAGUUGUCUCCAAAAGAGGUAAGAUCAGUGAUCACUGCGUGGACCACAGCAGAAGACACACCCCAACCUUGUGAUGUAGAUAUGCUGUCAAAGUAUCUCAAGGGUCUUAUCACCUCCCAUCAGCUGGACCACCUUGAUGUCAGUGUCAGCUGUUUACACAGGUGUAUUGAGAAGCGCAACAGUCAGCUGUGGCAGGACAUAUACCACAAUAUGAUCAAUGAACUACAACUGGCCAUGGUUGCGGAAUACGGCCUCAGACUCAGGGUUCCAAACACAUUUAGACCACUAUGAUAGGAGAAGCAACUAAAUGUUUUGUGGUAUUUUUUUAA